Molecule: messenger RNA, 2461 nt
Organism: Ceratosolen solmsi marchali
Lineage: Eukaryota; Metazoa; Arthropoda; Insecta; Hymenoptera; Agaonidae
Product: transient receptor potential channel pyrexia-like
Exons: 2
Coding region: 73-2418 (781 amino acids)
Biological process (GO): monoatomic ion transmembrane transport
Cellular component (GO): membrane; transmembrane transporter complex
Molecular function (GO): monoatomic ion channel activity; protein binding
Source: RefSeq, a predicted model, not a curated record
UCAAUCUGUACAAGCAAAGCUAUUGCUGCCGAAUGCAAUAAUCCGAGGGACAAUAUUGAAAGAGACGUUGAAAUGUCAGCACCGACGGACGACUCUUUAUUCUUUCGUCAUGAAUUCGAGGAGUUUAAGCAAGUGAAGAUUGACGGUGCGAGUCUAAAGACGACAAUGUGGGCUACCGUCAAUGUCAUCGAAAUGAAAGAGCUUUUGGAGAUCGAGCAAGGUAAUAUCGAUAAAGGACCCGACGGCCGAUUAUUGCCAAAUGCCGAUCAGAGAUUUAAAAAUAUCAUAUUUCUCUGGGCGUGCUUUCGUGGUUUGGCACAUUUAUUGGACAAAUUGGAAGAAUGCGGCGCUGACAGGGAGUACGUGGAGCCUUGCACGGGGAUGAAUGCCGUGUUAGUAUCGUCCCUCGCUGGCAGUAUAUCUUGUUUGAAGUAUUUGAUCGAGAAGGGCGCUGACGUGAACUAUGUUAAUAGCGUAAUAUAUUACACGCCCUUACAUUUGGCAGCUCUUUGUAAUUCGUGCGAAGCCAUUGAAAUGCUGGUGAAUAGCGGCGCUAACGUGAACUCUUCUAAUUGCCAAGAUGCCGAGCCAGUGCUACACUGCGCAAUAAGAGCGGGUUCGGAAAAAGUUGUUAAGCUCUUGCUUCAGAAAGGUGCAAGCGUUGUUCAAAAGAACAGCCGUGGCGAAACGGCUCUGCACGUCGCUUGUUUUGUGCAGUCGAUAAGCUGCGCAGAAUUACUUCUUAAUACACCCGGAACCGAUCCCAAUGCCGUCGAGAAGAAUCACCGAACAUCCCUGCAUUACGCGGUUAUGAAUAGUAGCUUAGCAUCGAGUCUUGUGGAGCUUUUAUUAAAGUACGGCGCGAGUGUUAAUGUGAAGGAUAAGCAGGAGCUGACGCCUUUGCAUAUCGCAUCGUUAAACGAGCAGUCGCAGUGCGUCGACGCACUUAUCUGGGCGGGUGCUGAUAUUAGUGCCGUUACUAAAACUGGACUAACCGCCCUCAAUAUUAUACUGCGAAAGAUUCCUGAGUCAUUGCAGGUGUUCCGUCAGCGACUCGACGCUUCGAUCAGACUGAAACGGCCGGUUCCUCAUAAUCGCGAAUUCGAAAUGAGACUGCACUUCGAUCUGCUCUUCCCAAGCAACAAUCAAUGCGAAACAAGUUUCAUCAAUACCUUUGUGCAAGAGCACCAAAAGGAUCUUUUGUCACAUCCUCUCGUCAUGGCCUUUCUUCACCUUAAAUGGGAAAAGAUACGUAAAUUCUAUCUUAUGAGGAUAUUUCUUUAUGCCUUAACUGUUAUAUUUAUGACAACCUACGUUCUUACAGCAUUGGCUUACAAGUGUUACAAUUCCGACGAAGCCAAUAGCUCGAAGAUCUGCAAUAAUAAGCGAGCGUCCGGCUUUCUUUUCCGACCUCGUAUAAUUGAAAUAGAGUGGUACGUCACUCUCAUACUGACCUGUGUAACAAUACCUCGAAAGAUCUUUGGCUUCAUGGUGUAUAAAUCAGCGAGACAGUAUUUUAUGAAUAUCGACAAUAUUCUCGACACUAUUGUUAUCAUGAGUGUGUUUGUGACUUCGUUCGUCUACACUGGCCAAACGUACGAUUGGCAAAAUUACGUAGGCGCAUUUGCGAUACUCUGUGCUUGGACGAAUCUUAUGCUAAUGGUAGGUCAGUUACCGGCCUUUGGCACAUACGUGGCAAUGUUUACUCACAUUCAGUUCGAAUUUGCCAAAUUAUUAUUAGCCUAUUCUGGAUUAUUAAUAGGUUUCACCAUCAGUUUCUGCGUUAUAUUUGUAGGUGAGCCAUCCUUUGGCAAUCCAUUCACGGGCCUUAUAAAAGUAUUGGCAAUGAUGGCUGGAGAACUUGAUUUUGAGGGUUUGAUCAAUCAGGAUGAUAUGGUCCACGAUGACUCGUUUGUUUUAUAUCAUCCUUUAUCAGUUUGCUCGCAAAUUCUCUUCACUCUUUUUAUAGUGUUUGUCACGGUGAUUCUAAUGAAUCUUUUAGUUGGCAUUGCUGUUCAUGAUAUUCAAGAAAUGGUCUUGUAUAAUGGCAGGAUACCCUAUACUUUUAAAAAAUGGAUGUCCGAUCAUAAAAUAGACGUCGAUAAUCACAAGAGAUUACUGGUGGUAAAACCCUUGAAUCCUUUGGAAAAGAGGCUGCCGAAAGACAUAUUGAAAGCCGCUUAUGAAAUAGCCCAAAGAAAUGUACCUCAAAUGGAAGAGGACGAUGUUAGCCUUCAAGAGCACGUUGCUUGGUUAAGGCAAAAUGAAGAAAAAAACGAAUGUAUAUUGCAUUCGACUGUGAGGCAAAUAUCCAAUCAAGUUAGAUUUUCUGAGAACGAAAUUAAAUUUAUAAAAGAGCAUUUGUUAGAUACCAACAAAAUUUUAAAGCGUCUCCUGGCCAAAGUCCAGACAAGAUAAAACUUGAUUAAACCAAACGCUUAAUGUCGAAUAAAAAUUUCUU